Molecule: messenger RNA, 942 nt
Organism: Auanema sp. JU1783
Lineage: Eukaryota; Metazoa; Nematoda; Chromadorea; Rhabditida; Rhabditidae
Source: the annotation of a GenBank genome assembly
AUGUGUGAAACUAAGGAGGUUUCUCCAGACUCGAUCAAUGUGGAUAAUAGAAGAGCUCAUGCUUAUUUGAAAGGCUGCGAAGUCAAAGAAGUGCUUGGCUCUGAUUCUGGUAGAAAAGCAAUAUUUUUGCUUUUGGAAAAAGAAAACGAAGGACAAGCAGUUCUGAUAAUGGACAAAACGGCUUUCAGCGAGACACAGGGUGAUAUCACUCGACUCGUGCACAACUUGGAGUUGACUGAUAACUCUAAGAAUGAUAUAUUUGCUAAUUACUCAGGGACUGUUCCCACAGACUUGAAUAUACUCAGAACUCAACUGAUUCAUCCCGCAACUCCGACUUUAAUAGCCAAGUAUCGCGUUGAGGAAAAGUAUAUCAUCGAAGAAACACCAGAUGAUCAUGAAAAAAUUACCAAAGUUUACAUCGAAAAGUUCCAAAACAGUCUGCAGUGGGUUUAUAAUAUAUUGGAAAAAAAGGCGGAAGUAGACAAAAUGGUUUUUGAGGACCCUGAUCCACAAAAUGGCUUCGUACUUUCUCAAGAUAUUAAAUGGGAUGGCAAGAGGAUCGAAAAUCUUUAUUUGUUGGCCAUCGUAAAUCGUCAUGGCAUUAAGACUAUAAGGGAUUUGACUGGUGAUGACGUGCCAAUGUUAAAAGGAAUAAAAGAAAAAUGUCUUGAAGUAAUCAAUCAGAAGUUCGGAUUACGAAAGGAUCAGGUUAAAGCCUAUUUCCAUUACCAACCUUCAUUCUAUCAUUUGCAUGUACACUUUAUUAAUUUGAAAUAUGACGCUCCCGCAUCUACAACACUCAGUGCCAUUUUGCUUGAUGAUGUCAUCAAUAACCUGACAAUCGUUCCUGAUUUCUAUCAGAAGGCUACUCUGAGCUUUACUAGAAAGAAAUCCGACAAGUUACUUAACUUAUUCCGAGAGGCAGGACGUAUGACUCUUUGA